Chlorella variabilis is the source of this 1415-nucleotide messenger RNA. RefSeq lists its product as hypothetical. The transcript is spliced from 9 exons. The record is from RefSeq and is a predicted model, not a curated record. Bases 20 to 1114 code for a protein of 364 amino acids. Gene Ontology annotation, cellular component: cytoplasm. Lineage: Eukaryota; Viridiplantae; Chlorophyta; Trebouxiophyceae; Chlorellales; Chlorellaceae.
GGCCCAGAAUCUGUGCAGUAUGCAGUCCAAGACGCUGGUCACCACCCCACAACCCUGCGUGCCAGUGGCCGCCACUGCACGGCCCAGGCGGCGCGCUCUGAUCGUGCGCAGCAGCGCCACAGAGGCCGCCGUGGCCGCUGGAGCAAAGGACCGCACACAACUGGGCCAGUCGGGCCUAGAGGUGUCCUCUUUGGGCCUGGGAGCCUGGAGCUGGGGAGACCGCUCCCGCUACUGGCAGAGCGACAUCGACAGGCCCUCCAACCUGACGGCUUACAAGGCCAUGGUCGCCUCCGGGAUUGACUUCCUUGACACGGCCGAAGUCUACGGCUUUGGUCUGUCGGAGGAGUUUGUGGGGCAGUUCAUGCGGGAGACGGGCACCUCGCCCACAAUCGCCACCAAGUUUGCGCCCCUGCCCUGGCGUCAGACUCCGGGCAGCCUGGUGGGGGCGUGCAGGAAGAGCCUCGAGCGGCUGGGCCUGCAGCGCAUGGGACUCUACAUCCAGCACUGGCCCGGUUUCUUCCUCAACACCUGGGCCAACGACGCCUACCUGGAAGGCCUGGCGCUGGUGUGGGAGCAGGGCCUGGCGCAGGCGGUGGGCGCCAGCAACUUUAAUGAGCAGCGCACGCGCAAGGCGGCGGCGGUGCUGGCAGCGCGCGGCACCUGCCUCAGCUCCAACCAGGUGCAGUACAGCCUGCUGUACCGCAAGCCGGAGGCCAACGGCGUCAUGGAGGCCUGCAGGGAGACGGGCACCACACUGGUGGCCUACAGCCCGCUGUGCCAGGGGCUGCUGACGGGCAAGUACAGCAAGGACAACCGCCCUACGGGGCCCCGCGCCCAGCUGUUCACUGAGGACCGGUACCGCUCGGUACAGGUGCUGCUGGACUGCAUGCGGGCGGUGGCCGAGGAGCAGGGCGGCAAGACGCUGGGCCAGGUGGCCAUUAACUGGACCAUGUGCAAGGGGGCGCUGCCCAUCCCGGGAGCCAAGAAUGCCAAGCAGGUGGAGGAGGCGGCCGGGGCGCUGGGCUGGCGCCUGACUGAUGCACAGGUGGCGGAGCUGGAUGCCGUCAGCAGCAGGGUGCCCCCCAGCACGGGUGCACCCUUUGAGGCGUGGUGAGUGAGCAGCAAGACGGCACAACAGCGGCAGGCGGGCCUUGUCACCAGGCCCCACGCUCCAUCACCAGGCCCCACGCUCUGUCUUGUGCGCGCCACUGCCUCAACCAGCGCCUUGGGAGCUGCCCUGCGUGCCUCAACUGGCAGGCACCUUGGAUUGACCAGACUGCGAUUCCGAGACGAUUCCAAGAGCUUUGAUUUGAGAACGAACCAUUUCAUUCCUUCUAUCCGUGUGUUUACAGCAACCAUCUUUGAAUAAAAUCAACAAGCCCUCAACACAACAAUGGUUUAAUGCACAAUGUUCC